Messenger RNA from Hippocampus zosterae (dwarf seahorse), 2326 nucleotides. It is a transcript of the gene engase, whose product is annotated as endo-beta-N-acetylglucosaminidase. The coding region runs from base 99 to 2165 and encodes 688 amino acids. Gene Ontology annotation, cellular component: cytoplasm. Gene Ontology annotation, biological process: protein deglycosylation. The transcript is spliced from 14 exons. The record is from RefSeq and is a predicted model, not a curated record. Lineage: Eukaryota; Metazoa; Chordata; Actinopteri; Syngnathiformes; Syngnathidae. Gene Ontology annotation, molecular function: mannosyl-glycoprotein endo-beta-N-acetylglucosaminidase activity.
GAAGCAGAAGCAGCAGAAGAAGAAGCAGAAGCAGCAGCAAGAGGGUGACCCAAGUGGGCGUGGUGAUAAUCGACAAUAAACAACACAGAAAACUGACGAUGGAGGGUUGUGUGCAUCAGCCUGUGGACUUGCAUGGUAUUCAUGAAGUCAUCAAAUAUUUGCCUUCGCCACUGCCAGUGAAACACUAUGAUGCUGACACAACUGAACCAAUUAGCUGUAGUCUUCAGACUUUGGAUGAGCUGUUGUCAUGGAAACAAAAUGAGGCGAACCCCUUCAAUGUGGCAGUGGUCCCAUUGGCAGCGCGAGAACCCGCACUGCCGAGUUGCUUACGGCGUACCUUGGUAUCUCAUGACAUGAUGGGUGGAUACCUAGAUGACAGGUUUGUUCAAGGUACAGCUGCAGAAGCUCCAUAUGCCUUCUACCACUGGCAAUACAUUGACAUUUUCAACUAUUUCACACACAACUUGGUGAGCAUUCCACCCGCCGUCUGGACCAAUGCUGCACAUAAACACGGAGUUCUUGUUCUUGGGACUUUCAUCACUGAAUGGGAUGAUGGAGCAGCGACAUGUGAGGCCUUCCUUCAAGAAGAGCGGUAUCGUGAAGUAGCUGAUAAGCUGGUUGAAAUGAGCUCAUAUUACGGCUUUGAUGGCUGGCUCAUAAAUAUCGAGAACACGCUCAGUGAUGCUGCAGUGAAGAAAACACCUUUGUUUCUGCGCUAUCUCACAAAUCAGAUGCAUAAACAAGUCCCUGGCAGCAUGGUCCUUUGGUAUGAUAGCGUCAUUGAGAAUGGAGCGCUACAAUGGCAGAAUGAAUUAAACCAGUCCAACAGGGUUUUUUUCGACGCAUGUGAUGGUUUCUUCACCAACUACAACUGGACAGCACAAAACCUCGAGUGGAUGACUAAUUACGAUCACAUCAAUGGACGCCAGGCUGACAUCUUUGUGGGGGUUGAUGUUUUUGCCCGUGGCAAAGUCGUAGGAGGGAUGUUUCAAACCCAUAAGGCACUGGAGAUCAUCCGAAAGCACAACUUUUCUGCUGCAAUCUUUGCUCCUGGUUGGGUGUAUGAGAUGCAAGAAAAAUCUGACUUUCGUCAUAAUCAGGAUAGAUUCUGGGCUCUUCUGAAAAACUACCUGUACAUUCAUCGUCCAGCGGUGAGGCUCCCCUUUGUGUCUUCUUUCUGUCAGGGCUUUGGGAAUGCUGUCUAUUGGAAAGGAAAGCAUGAAACAAAGAAGAAUUGGUUCAACUUGAGUGCCCAGGAAAUCCAACCAUGGUACUACCAUGAGCAACUGGACGGUGUUGGCUCGGUAAGGAGCCGUGGUUGCCCAGAGGAUGCCUGGAAUGGAGGCUCUUCGCUGCUCCUGGAUGGUCUCAUCCCUGCCACACAUACUUCUCCAGUCUGUGCCAAGAUCUUCUCUCUCCAUGUGCCUUUAUUCAACACACUGUUCAGCAUUGUAUACAAGUCAUCUUCUCAAGUCAUGGUUUCACUGGAGCUCAGGAUAACCGAUGCUGGUGUUAGUUCAGAGGAGCAUAACCAGGAUAUCGAAAUGAAAAGUGUGUCUCCAGUUCCCCUCGAUGAAGACCACGAGCUCAUUCAGCAGUUUCCUCAUCUACAUGACAAUUGGAAGAAUGCAAGUUGGACCGUCAGGUAUUCCAAGUUGGACCUACAAGGCUGUACUCUUCGAGAAGUCUGCGUUAACAUAAAGCUGGUUGGGCAGCCUAUUGACACGACUUUCAGCUGCAGAAUGGGAGAAAUCAUGUUCCUCGAUAUAGACAGUCUACACGAGGCCCCUGAGGUGCUUCAGGAUUUUUCUAUUUACGACAUUGUGUGGCUGCGUGGCGCCGGUGCAUCCCCAGACUCCACUACGUGCUGCUUAUUACUCAAUGCUACGCUAGAAUGGAAAUACCCGACGGAGCUUGUUCGGCACUUCAAGGUAUACUGUCGCCAGCUGACAGGUCCGAAUCCCAGAGUCUCUGCAGAUGAGCUGGUCGUGGUAGGCCGGGCAUAUUCCAAACUUUAUAGGAUCACUGAACUCCCAGUGCUUGAGCCCCCAGGCCGGCUGGAACUUCUGGUGGAGCCAGUGACUUGUAAGGGGGUCCCACUCCCAAUGAACUGUUGGGGAAGAAGAAGUCUCAGCUACACAGAGAUUGAAUGUGAAAAUGUAUAAAAAAUAUAUAUAUAUUUUUUCAUUUGAAGAUGCUCCUUUAACAGCUUUGACGAUGAAAUGUAAUAUUGUAUCAUGUAACCUUGAGACAAACCAUAAUCUGCUUACCGGUACUUUUAUACAGUGGUAAUAUUGAUAUAACAAAGAUGAUAAAUGUCUUACGA